Blastocystis hominis is the source of this 870-nucleotide messenger RNA. RefSeq lists its product as hypothetical. Bases 89 to 793 code for a protein of 234 amino acids. Gene Ontology annotation, molecular function: protein kinase binding. The record is from RefSeq and is a predicted model, not a curated record. The transcript is spliced from 4 exons. Gene Ontology annotation, biological process: regulation of cyclin-dependent protein serine/threonine kinase activity. Lineage: Eukaryota; Bigyra; Opalinata; Blastocystidae.
GAGGAGAGAAGAUAUCGAUCACCAACUCUAUUUUAGAAAGAGUAACCCACAAGCACUUCGGGUUUUUAUUGCCUAUGUUUUUACCAACAUGAAUUGUAGUUUAGAAGUCUAUGUCCUUUCUUUAUUAUACCUUGAAAGACUUCAUGAAAAAUGUCCUUGCUUACUCUGCUAUAACAAUGCAGAGCUCUUAAUUUUGAUAUCGAUAAUUCUUGCUCAUAAAUAUCACGAAGAGACUAGCUAUUGUCCUUCCUUUUACACUAAGUUAGCGAAUGUGCCUAUUUCCCACCUUAAUCGUUUGGAAGUUGAUUUCAUUAAUCGUAUCGAGUUCGCGCUCUACGUAUCUGCCUCCGCUUAUUAUAAGUUUUAUCGUCGUUUAACGUCUCUUACGACAUCUCCUACCACUCCUUUUCCGAAUAUUUGCUUACCCUCCCUUUUAUCAGUUCCAACUUCUGCUAGUUAUUCUCUUAUCUAUGCAAACGAUCCUCAUGAAUUCCAGCGACGUGCCCGCUUUUUCCAGUACCAGCAACUCUGUCUCCCUCAGAUUUACGCGAUCCCCGCGGGAACGUUCCCAUCAACCUUUUUGAGUCAGGGAGCGACCUGCGGUCGUCUCGGUUCUGUCGAACCCUCGCUUUGCUACUCUGCCGCUUGUUGUGGCUAUGAUCAGUAUCCGGUCAAACAAGAUGUCCCGAUCGGCUGCGUAUUUACGGGAGUGUGCUGUUUUGUGGGCGUACAGGUGCAAAAGCCAGUUUUCGUGACUGGAGUACGCUGGGGAGUACCGAUGCAGUGGAGAUAGAGCCUUGAUUCAGUGAACUUUUGAUUUUGUCGUGCCAGUUGUAUAUUCACUCAGUGUAAAGAUCAAUGAAACUAAUG